This is a messenger RNA of Microsporum canis CBS 113480, 954 nucleotides long. RefSeq lists its product as uncharacterized. The record is from RefSeq and is a predicted model, not a curated record. The transcript has 2 exons. The coding region runs from base 1 to 954 and encodes 317 amino acids. Lineage: Eukaryota; Fungi; Ascomycota; Eurotiomycetes; Onygenales; Arthrodermataceae.
AUGCUAAGCCAGCCUACUAAACGCUCCCGGGAGGAGAAAGAGGCGGAUGAAGCCUCUGAGACCGAGCUGACGUUGAGGAAGAAGAGAAUCAAGCCCCUAUGCCUUCGUCCCUUGGCCCAACAGGCUCAACCCCAUGGCUUCACAGCUUUGCCUCUGACUCCGACAGCCGCAGAAGAGCAUCUAAGCGAGAGUGACCUCUCCGAGGAGUCUGGUAAACUGGCAUCCAAUGGAGGAGACAAAUUACAUUUCCCUGCUUUGCUCUCGCCUGAUAACCAGGUGUAUACUGAGACGGAUGCCGACAUGGAGAUGACAGAUUGCCUGUCUACGGCCUCUUCUAGCAAUCCUGCCUGGCCUGCCUGCUUUCCUCACACAGAAUGCCGUGACGUUAACUUACAUUCUUUGGAUUUGUCCCGUGCUAUUAUCAACAAGCUUGAUUCCACCGAAGUAGACCAAUGUUCUGCACCGUCAAUACAUCCCCAUUCGUUAGCCAAUACGAUGGUUUCCCAAACACAUAUCGAUGCCCCCUCGGUGGCUCCUGUUGAUAAAUUCAGUACCCCACAACCGGAUGCCAUAUACCCAUCAGACUGCCGCCUUCCUAGCCCUAUUAGCGAGUAUCAAGACGAAUCAAAGAGCCACACCGGCACAUCUGCGGUAACUACCCCUCAAUUUGGUCACCACGUCGAGGAUCCAAGUAUAAAUCCUGAUAUAAUUCGUUGCAACCCUACUUCUUUGGAAUCUAUAAACAUGCAAGCAACACACCCGGCAUCCUACUUUUCCAUCACGCGCCGGGAAGACGGCACCCUCGCGGAUGGCCCUGAGAACACAAUCACACCUGUCUCACCCUUGGCAACUAAGUCUCCGAAGAAGGCAAUCAUUGCUAUGGGAUUCCGAGCUGACUGCGACAGAUGCCAACGCAGAGAGCCCGGCCACUAUAGCCAUAUCGUCUACGCCUAA